CAAACACUCAACUCCCACAAUCCAUCCAUUCCGAACCGUUUUCCAUUCUUUGCAGCAACCAUGCCCGUUACCAUCUUCACCAGCGACAACGACCCAGGCCAAUGGCUCAUGCCUAACGUCGACUCCGACUCAGAUCUGCUAGCGGGGUCCCGCUACGAAGAGUAUGAAAGGAGCAUCCGCAUCGUCCAGAGUUCCUUCGGCGGCGAUUUGUUUUGCGACAACCACAUCUCCGCGUCGACCAACGGCUUCCUCUACACCCUGUUUAACGCCUACAGCGAUCACCUCCACGUCACCCUGCGGCCUGAGGACGUCUGGUUCGCGAUCCUCACCCAGCUCAGCUUCUACAUCAACGCGCACGCCGAAGAGCUCCGCUCCUACUUCGUCGCGCACGACGGGACCAAGGAGUUGGAGACGGUGGGGGAUGGGACCCUGGACACUUCCAAUGUGGGUGCGUUGGCGCUGGAGAUGACCAGGUUGAUCCAGAAGAAUGUUGUCGAGCCGGGCUUGCGCGAGUGGAUCAUGCCCACGUUUAGCACCACGACCGAGUCCGACCGAGUGGUGGCCGCGGUGUUGAUGAUGGGCUCUAUGCAGAAAUAUUUCAGCUACACGAUGUCAUUUUUAUGCGGCAUCCCGAGCGUCACGCUCCUCGGACAUCGAGAGGACUGGGAGGACAUCCUGCAUCGGCUCGAGAAGAUGACACAGCUUGGGGAAGAGCCCGCCACGUUCACAGAGUUGUUGAGGCCGAUCCUCCGGCAUUUCGUUGCUAGUUUCGAUGCCCCGGCCCGACCGGAUGUGCUGUCCUUUUGGAAGAGGGCAGUUGAUCGGAGGGAAGAGGGCAGUGGGGUGGACUACAUCACAGGUUGGAUGUCAGCCUUCUGCUUUUGGGACUCGGAAGGGAAGAGGAUUCCACAUACCUCCUCGGAGAAUGGUGCGAUAAUCGACGGCGUGAAAUACCAUGCAAUCGACACUGAUCAGGCUCCGUUGGGUUCUGUCUCGGUUCCCGUCACAAUCAACGACAAUGGCCACGAGUUCCCGGCGAGAAUGGUCGCAGGCUCAGUUGGCAUCAGGGCUGAGGCAGCUGGCAGAACUCAUAACAACGCUGUGACUGCUCCCGACUCCGAUAAUCCCACACUUGCGGGAAAUAACGACGGUGAUGACAAUCGACUUGACUCGAUCAGUCCUGUCACUGGAUGGUGGAUGUACGAGGCGAAAUCCGAUAGCCAGGUGGAACAAGAGGAGGAAGAGCGCCGGGAAGGAAUACGUUCUAUGAUGUAUGGUCUGGGGGGGAGGACGAAGAAGGUUCCAACUGGUUCAGAUGGUGUUCAGGAUGCUGCCGCAUAA
Molecule: messenger RNA, 1341 nt
Organism: Phialemonium atrogriseum
Lineage: Eukaryota; Fungi; Ascomycota; Sordariomycetes; Cephalothecales; Cephalothecaceae
Exons: 2
Coding region: 61-1341 (426 amino acids)
Source: RefSeq, a predicted model, not a curated record